CCUAAUUCUACUAGAAGACUACUAACCAUAAUAAGAGUUACCCUAUUAGUAAUAAUAAUAAUAAAUAUAGAAACCCUAAAUAAAUCGGUUUCUAACAACUACAAAAUUGGCGUCAAACGUCCGAGAGGCGCCAUGAUUAUAGAGAGCUUCUGUGUUUCUUCCUUAUUCAGGAUUUUCGUUUCGGAGUAGGAUUCCCAAUCCAAAUCGAAUUCCAAAUCCAAAUCAUUGUAGGAAGAGAUCGGCAGCAUCAAUGUUUUUAGUAUAAAUAGGUUUUUGCAGAUCAAGCCCCGAAUCACAGAACAGUAGAAUCCCCAAAUUCCCUUUCAACAUGCUCCGACAAUCCGCUGCUGCGCCAUGGCUCCUGUGCCGCGCCGAUGGCGAUAAAGACACUCGCUGCUACGAUGUGGCGGAGCAGCAGUUUCACGACGACCACGUUGACUUCCCGGUUGACAAAACCUGUCGGGGCUCUGCCUUCGGUUGGCUGUUUAUGGUCCAGCAAACGCCGCCCGUCUUCUUACUGAACCCUCUGACGGGGAAUCAGAUCCCCUUGCCGCCAUUGACAACUUUCCCUCACGUUCUCGCCUACCGGCCCGAAAAGCCCGGCCGCGAGUAUGUACUCCGUUAUGGCUCCGGCAAGACGUAUGCACACGACAAGAAGUACACCGAGAAGAAGUACAUUGUAAGAACUGCCAUGUCCGCUGAUCCCGACGGCUCCUCGAAGGAGGAGGAGCUCGUCGUGAUGGCCAUCUGUUUCUGUAGCAAUUUCAGCCUCGCGUUUUGCAAGCCCGGCGAUGCAAAGUGGACGCCGAUUACUCAUCAGGCUGUCAUUCCUUUCGCUGACGUGGCCUUCUGGAAGGGCAAAUUCUACGCCCUUGACCACAACGGUGGCGUUUACGCCUGUGAUCUUUCUAAUCCCGAUCACCCCGAGCUUUCGUUGCGCGACAAUGAACUCGAUCUUGUUGUCUCCGACACUCGCUACUUGGUGAUAAGUCCAGACGGAGACGAAUUGAUGAUGGUUACUAGACACAUGUGUGUCUCGCCGGAGAAUGAUGCUCUCUUUGACAGCAAGUAUGCUGCAAAAUACAACGAUGGUGAGGAGGAGAAAGAGGCGGUUGAUGUUGUUGUUGAUGAACCUGACGAUGAUGAUGGUGCGGCUACUACGAGCGUCGUAACUUACUGGACCAGCAAGUUUAGGGUGUUCAAGCUGAUAGCCGACGAUGAUAACUGGAUAAACGACGGUCGAGGCUGGAAAGGAUGGGAUGAGGUGGAUAGUAUCGGUGAUUUUGCCUUGUUCGUUGGUUUUAAUUCUCCUACUUUCGUCUCUACGGAAGAGCAUCCGGAGCUGACGGCUAAUUCCAUUUACUUCACCGACGAUGUUACUUAUGACUGCUAUCCAUGGUGGAACGAAAAGCGUUAUGCAGGUCACGACAUGGGCAUCUACGAUUUGACCACCGGCACUAUCCAGCCCCUCUCUGCCUCUAUACGUAACAGCCCUAUGCCUGUAUGGAUUUCAUCGCCCGAGUAAACGCAACCAACCAGCCUGAGUAAACGCAACCAACCAGCCGGCCGCAUAGGAAGAAUUUGCUUGUUUCUUUGCUUCUUCUUUGCUUACUUUAUUGAUAGGGGAUUUAUAAGGUGAAUUUGUGAUCUUAUUUUUAUUUUGUUGUUGGUGAAAGAUGUGAACUUUGUUUUUGUUUCCUUCUCCUUUGUAAUGUUUUUGGCUACUUUCAUUUUCUUGUUCGGCUACAAUCUAUAACAAAUAAGUUUCAUUAAG
Molecule: messenger RNA, 1774 nt
Organism: Linum trigynum
Lineage: Eukaryota; Viridiplantae; Streptophyta; Magnoliopsida; Malpighiales; Linaceae
Source: the annotation of a GenBank genome assembly